Trichogramma pretiosum is the source of this 6264-nucleotide messenger RNA. RefSeq lists its product as uncharacterized. The record is from RefSeq and is a predicted model, not a curated record. The transcript has 15 exons. Gene Ontology annotation, biological process: carbohydrate metabolic process; chitin catabolic process. Gene Ontology annotation, molecular function: chitin binding; chitinase activity. Gene Ontology annotation, cellular component: extracellular region. Bases 1 to 6264 code for a protein of 2087 amino acids. NCBI's taxonomy places the organism in Eukaryota, Metazoa, Arthropoda, Insecta, Hymenoptera, Trichogrammatidae.
AUGAAAUGCCCGCAACGAAGCACUGGUUCACCGGGUCGACAGAUUGUCUGUUACACGAGUACUCAGGACACGGCCAAAAUCGAAACGGCCAUAUGUCACUGUACUGUGCUCGUUCAGCAGAAUUACAACCCAGAAAAGCUGGAUCUUUCUGGUUUUAAAAGUCUGCAAAAUGCAGCGAAAGAGGCUAAUCCAGAUCUUAAAGUGGUAUUGUCUAUUAACGACAAACAUAAUCUGCUAAAAAGUCUGGACACGAGACGAGAAGCUAUGGAAAAUAUGAUCAAUAUUUUAAAAGAGGUUGACGGUGUCGAACUCAACGUAACUGGCAUCGACAAAGACCAACUCGUUUCUUUCGUUAAAAGAUUGAUGGACGACCUUAGGAGCAAACGCCUCAAAAAAAUUAUUCUACUGGCAUUGCCAACGAAACCCGAAGAAUUGGCCAAACAGUUUGAGCUCAAGGAACUCUCUAAGUACGUUGACCUUUUUACAGUUGCAACGCAUUACUUAAGAGAUACCGAUGAAUCAUACCGAACAUUUCACCCAUCUCGAUUGAUGGGUCUUUUUGAUAUGCUUAACACUGACAGCUUGGUCGAUCUCAUUAGUGGCAUGGGGGCACAGAAACAAAAAAUUGUCAUAUCAGCUCCAUUAAGUGCUUACAAAUUCACUUUGGCUAAAGUUGAGGACAAUACUCCUAGAUCUCCAACAAUUGAAGAACACCCUACUGUGAUUGAUCGCAAAAAAAUGUGUGAUACCUUGGGUAAAGAUAAUAAAAAUAAAUGGACCAUUGAGCGCGAUGAAGAUUUAACUGCGCCAUACGCAUUUGCGAAUACAACAUGGAUAUCAUUCGAGGAUGAUACAUCAAUAAAGAUUAAAGGAAAAUAUGUAGUUCUCCGAGAUUUAGCCGGAUUAGCAUUAAGAGAUGUAGAAAGCGAUAUUGAAAACGAUUGUGGAAGCUCGUUAAUCGAGACAACACGACGAGGAUUCACUGAAAUGAAAAGAAAGGCUCGCGAUGUAGUACUUUCGUCGUUGGAGAAUGAUUUGAAGGGCACUGAACUUUCCCUGCCAAGUAACAUGCAAUCUUCAGAUUUUCGAAUUGCACGGGUGGUCGAUAUUGAAGGAAAAGUUCGUGCUGUACGAGAGCAUACACAAACAUACUUUAACUGUCCAAGACAAGGAUAUUUUGUUCACCCGAGAAGUUGUAACAGAUUUUAUCGGUGUGUAAAAUUUAAUCAAGCCGAUGAUGAUUAUUUCAUAUUCGAAUUCGAUUGUCCGGCUGGAUUAGCUUUUAAUGAAGAUACAGAAACGUGUGCAUGGCCUGGAUCAAUAUCAACUCGAUCUGUGUGUCACGGAAGUAGUGAAAUCGAGCCGGCACAGGGCAAAUUCCAUUGUCCUGGCCAAGGUUACUUUGCUGAUCAUCAUAAUUGCCGAUUUUUCUACGCCUGUUAUGAUCUUGGAGGACCGCAAAUGGUACCUUACGAGUUCCGAUGCCCAUUUGGAUUAGUUUUCGAUGAGCAUCGACUUAUAUGCGAAUGGCCUUGGAAAGUGCCAAGUUGCUUUGGUCAUGGUCACGGUGGCGAUCAUAAAGUAUAUAAUUUUGGAAGUGAUAAUUAUAACAGUGGUUCAUUCAUACCCCAUGGUGGAAUUGUUGGAUUGGGAGGUUUUGCUGGCAAUGACAAUUUGAACACGUUUGAAACGUCAAAUUUCGGAGCUCAAGAUGUCAACAAUGAUGAUUCCGCAGAUUUUAAUAAUCAGCACGACUAUAACGUAGCGCCUUAUAGUACUGAUUAUCAAUUCGAUGAACCAAUUUACAAUCGACAAAAUUCAGACAGAUUUCCAAAUAAUGCAUAUGCUAGUCAAAGUAAUAACAAUGAAGGAUCAAAAUUAGCACAUCAAUAUAAUCUAAUGCAACAAUUACCUAAUUACAAGCCACAACCAUUUCAAGAUUAUCCUGAACUAGCAAGUUUCAACAAUGGUCAAAAAUUCAUAAAUCCAAAUGAUCAACAGGCGUCCUUUAAUCCAAAUGAUCGUCAACAAUUUAUUAAUCCUGAACCAGGAUCAAGUAAUUUCAAUAAUGGGCAUUUAUCCAAAACACCUAAACCAAUUUAUCUACCACCUCAUACUACACAUGCAAAUUUUAAUGCCCAAAUGCCAGAAUCAAAUUUUGAUGAACAAAAUUUAAAUGCUCCCCAACCGCAAGCAAACUACGCAAAUUUAAACAAUCAAAAUUCACAACCAAAUUAUGACGAUCUUUUUGCACAAAAACCACAGUCCCCCUAUGUUAAUUUAAAUGCCCAAAAACCUGAGAAUAAUUUCUAUAAUCAAAACUUGAAUGCUCAAAAUUCACAGUCUCCAUAUGAUAAUUUAAAUUCUCAAAAACCACAGUCCCCCUAUGAUAAUUUAAAUGCCCAAAAACCUGAGAAUAAUUUCUAUAAUCAAAACUUAAAUGCUCAAAAUCCACAGUCUUCAUAUGAUAAUUUAAAUUCUCAAAAACCACAGUCCCCCUAUGAUAAUAUAAAUGCCCAAAAACCUGAUAAUAACUUAAAUAAUCAAAAAUUCAAUGCCCAAAAACCACAGUUUCCCAAUGAUAAUUUAUAUAAUCAAAACAUUAAUGCUCCAAAACCACAGUUUUUUGAUGGUGAUUAUAAUUCACGAAUACCGCAGCUUCAUACUGAGAAUUUUUUUACUCAAACACCACAGUCUGGUUAUAAUUAUUAUAAUCCCCAAAUACCACAAUUUGAUUCCGCUGACUAUAACGCUCAGAAACCACAAACAAAUUAUGAAGAUUACAAUGCCCAAAAACCUGACGAUAAUUUUUAUAACCCAAACUUGAAUUCUCAAAAACCACAGUCUCCCUACGACUAUUUUGAUACCCAAAAACCUCAACCUGACUAUGAUGAUUUUAAUGCUCAAAAACCAGAAUUGGACAGUCAAUAUUACGAUAAUCCAAGUUCACAACCAGAUAACAAUAAAGAAAAACCAAAACCCAAUUACCAUUAUUUGAGUCCCCAAAAACCUCAAUCAAACUAUGAAGACUUUAAUGCUGAAAAACCUCAAGACAAAUUUAAUAAUCCAUAUCAAACCCCACAUUAUUCUCCAAUAAAAAAUGAAAAACCAAAUAAUUCUGGAUUGAAAAAACCUGAAAGUUUUAAAGGUCAAACCUCCCUUCCCGAACCUAAUAUUGGUUCCAAUUCAGACUUGUUAAAUAAUCAAGACACUGACGACUUUGAUCAGGAAUCCACUUCAAGGGAUUAUGAUGGUCGUGGUGUUACCGAUAAUUAUAACACUGGACCCUUUGCUGAAACUGAAUAUACACAAUCAGAAAUGACCGAAAACCCAGCAGAUUUUGCAGAUUCUAAAAAUGACUUAGGAGGACCUACGACAUCAGAUUACUCUCCUACUGCUUAUACAGGUCCAAAUAUUUAUAAUUCCACGUAUAAUGGUGAGGCUGGUUAUCCAGCAUCUACUUUAUUGCCAUUUAUUGACCAGCAAAAUACUUUGUCACCUGCUAAUAAUCAAGAAAUGACUGUGAAUUUUGGAACAACUUUCAAUAAACCAUCAACCAAAUCACCGAAUUACAACACAAAACCAUCGGAAAAUGAUGAAAAUGAAAACUCUCCACUUAUUGGAUCAACAAUAGCCUCAUCGAAUAACAAAAUUUCUCCCUAUCGGGGUCCAACUAAAAGACCGAAUGAAUCAUCUGAUUUUACUAAAUCACCAUUCAAUACAGAAACUUCUCAAUUUGAUAAUAACCGUGAAACAACAGGUUUAGAUAAUUUCUCUACCACUCUGUCUUCAGGAUACAAGACUAAUGAGUACCAUGAUAAUGGAGGACGUGGAACGAUUCGUUAUAAUAAUGGGGUUGUUGCAAACAAAAUUCCUGAAAAUGAUAUAGAUGAUUAUAGAACUUCACCUUACACCAAGUUACCAAACUCGUUCAUUAUAAAUGCGGGUAAUGGAGAGAAUGAACAAUCGAACAUAAUGAAAUUUGAAGAAGAAUACCCUGAAGGAACUUACACUAAUACUGGAUUCACAAAAACUGGACCUACUAAAACUGGCAUCACUACAGCUCAAGUUGGAGGAAGCGGGAGUUACGUAUUUGGUACUGGAUUCCCCCGGCCAAAACCAAAUCCUCAACUAAUUGGUGAACAUGCAUUUUCUGGUCAUACUACACCAAGCUCAAAUGACGUCAAAAAUAAGCCUAAUAAUAUUGAUACUAAUAAACAUAAAAAUCCCAUUUAUCAUCCAACUGUAAUAACUCCAAACCAUGAUAAUGAAGAUGAAACCAAAACUACAGGCUAUUCGUAUCCUAAGCCUAAUAAUAUUGAUACUAAUAAACAUAAAAAUCCCAUUUAUCAUCCAACUGUAAUAACUCCAAACCAUGAUGAUGAAGAUGAAACCAAAACUACAGGCUAUUCGUAUCCUAAGCCAUUAAUAGAACUUGAAGUGAAUGGAGUCUCAACGAUAUCUGGAGUAACACCAACUAAUUUUGAUGAUCAAACAACGCCAUCAUUUUUUUCUAAUACUCAACCAUUCAGGGAUCAGAAUUCUCUUUUAAUAAAAAAUGAUGCGGAAGAUAGCAAUAAAGCCACCCUCUCCCCUGCUGGAUUUACAGCUAGUCAAGAAAAUAACUUCUAUACAAAUGAGCAUGAUGAUAAGUCUCAAUCAAAAACGACUGUACAACCAAACGAUUAUACAACCCAACCUAGAACUGUUUUGGACUUUGGAGUGUCUUUCGAUCAAGAGGGUGACUAUGGCCCAACUGAAUCCGAUUCAACUGAAAUAACUCCUGGUUUGAAAUCAGGAAACAUACCGAAAGAAAAUGCUAAAAUUGUGUAUAGAAAUUAUCAGAAAUUUGACGUAAAUAAACUUCAGGUAAAUCAAAAUAGUGGAAUAAUCAGAUCAAAUCAGAGAAGUCACGAGCAACUUAACGAUUUCAAUAAACGGCGAGGAAUUCAAAGUAAUUCGCAAGACAAUACUUUUGGAGUCCAUGUGGAUUUUACACAACAGGUUUCCUCGUAUCCAGCUGCAAAUAGAUAUCCCAUUAUCUCUGCUGAAUUAACAGGAACUCGCCCUCAAGAUUUCAGCCAAAGUUUAUCUGAAACGCGCAUAAAUAGAAUUCAAGAAAACAAACCAUCGCUACAUUUGUCAUCGAAAGAAUCGAAAAAGGGAUUUACGAAUAAUCAAGAAUCUACCAAAUCAACUGAUUUGCGGCCGAAUCAAGGUUCAUCGUUCAUUUCAAAUGAAGGCUUGACUACUAAAUCUUCGAUAGAUAAAUACUCGAAUAAGCAAACAUCAACAUUUAUUCUGCGCAAUCAAGCACAAGCCAGGCCACUCAUUGGGUCAGAUGUUGUAACAUCUAUCGGAGGCUCUGUAUUCAAUAGUGAAAUACUUGGGCCAAAUUCAGCGAAACGGAAUAAUUUUCGUAUUAUCUCAGAAUUCAAUAACGCACAAAGUGCAACUACCGCGUCCCCAAGUAUAAGAAAUUUAAAUAAAGAAAACAACCAAAAAAAGGUAAUUGUAAAACUGAGCGACUUGCAUCCUCUAAUCAUCGAAAAAUUAGGGGCUGAAUGUAGCUGCAAAGCUGACCCCCUUUCAUCAUUUAUUGGGUCAAAUAAACCGAAUUUACCUAUUGAUUCUCAAAAUCGAGGACAAGUCAAUUUGGCCAAUUAUGACGAGAGCAAUAUUUAUGUCGAUCUUGACGAUAACAAAGAAAACAAUUCCUUAAAAACAACAACAGCUAAACAAAAUGAUAGAAGAGUUAUGGCAAAAUCUCAAAACGAAUACGUUAGUUCAACACCAGUCAGAGUACAAUCUAAUAAUCAACCGUUAACGACAACUUCACAGCCUCAAGGUCGAAUAGGAAAUCUUGAUAAAAUAAGCUUCCGAGCUCAAAAUAGGCCAUCAGUUAGAGUAGAGACUGAUGGGUUCGCGGCCUCCUUAAAAUCUCGAAAUCGAUCCGGUAAGACUCUUUUCAUUGGUUCCGCUACGAACAAUUUCAGAAAUAAUUAUUACGAACAACGUGGAUCUUCCUCCAGUCUAAGUAAUAACGAGAUUCAAAAAGACAUUUUACAAUGCGUCAGACCAGGUCUUUUCAGACAUCCACACUCAUGCAACAAAUUCUAUGCCUGUCAUUGGGACGAAUGGAAGAAGCGUUUCACGCUUCACACCUUUAACUGUCCCGUACAUUUGGCAUUCGAUACAAGUGCUGGUGCUUGCAAUUACCCAAGCAAGGGUCCAGCAUGCCAAGAUGAUAAGCUUCUUGUUUGA